Molecule: messenger RNA, 772 nt
Organism: Acaulospora colombiana
Lineage: Eukaryota; Fungi; Glomeromycota; Glomeromycetes; Diversisporales; Acaulosporaceae
Source: the annotation of a GenBank genome assembly
GCGUAACGCCGCUCUCUCGCGUAACAUUCUCGACUUGUGGCAACUCUCUCAUUCACAAAAUAUCAUGGAGAAAUUUCUAAAAAUUACAAAAAGCAAGCCUAAUGGACGUGUCCCUCGAGAAAAGGAGGAUCACAAGAACCGGUUCCAUCCGUAUAGCGAACGCGUAGCAUCCGCCCAGUUGGCGCGUCAAGAAUGGUUCGAAAUGGGCCAGGAGAAGCGAAAGUCUCGGUCAGGCGAGACUGGAGAGAACGCCCCUCGUCCAGCCAACUCGAUUCAGGCAGCCAAGAAGCACGCCCUGACCACACUAUCCCACCCAGGAAAUCCUCUUACCAACCCAGAUGCAUUGAGACAACCAGAUCACGUCUGGUCCUGUGCUACGGGCCACCAGAGGGGUGAUGGAAGGCAAGUUGGCAGCUCUUUGAUCAUUAAAAGGAAUGAACAGCUUGAGGCUCGACGAGAGAUGCAGAAUUCUUCAUUGUUCUGGGGAUGUCGCAUCUACUGCAACAGUGGAUAUUGUGCUGGGACUACGGACAUAGAGUUAAAACGACUAGUGUCGGAGUAUGGCGGAGUUGUAGCGUACGACAGGUCACUCGCCGCUGUGUGUUUUCAUUGGCUGACCCGAUUCCAGUCACACCGAGACCCAAGCUACCCACAUUUUGACCUCUCAAUCUCUAUGUGGGUCCAAGAUCCAAAAGUUUUUGACCACGAACGCGAGAAACAAGAAACAUGUCGUCAAGCCAGAAUGGCUGCUCGACUCGAUCGCCCUGGGUGA